AUCCGCUCAUCCAAAUUCUUCGAAAAGUAAAAUCAGUCAUUCAAGAGAAUCUCUAACUAGUGCUUGUGGUAAAGGUGGAACGGUCAGUCUCUGUUCAGUGGUUUCAGUGUGCGGCUAGAGCAAAUCAGUGAGCAGCAGCAAAAUGGCGUCAAUACUGCGAAAAUCCAGCCUGGUUCUGGCGGAACUCGCUGCCAAAUCAUCACCUCGGGUUUUGGCGACCGCCGGACAGCGGCGGAAUCUGAACGUGCAGGAGCACGUCUCGUACAGCUUCCUCAAUGAGGCCGGCAUUCCGACGCCAAAGUUCGGUGUGGCCACUUCCGGUCAGGAAGCGGAAAAGAUCGCCAAAGAACUGAACACGAAGAACUUGGUGCUGAAGGCGCAGGUUCUGGCUGGUGGACGCGGCAAGGGAACCUUCAAGAAUGGCCUCAAGGGUGGCGUGCGAGUGGUGUUCUCACCCAAGGAGGCCCAAGCUAUUGGUGGCAAAAUGAUCAACCAGCUGCUGGUCACCAAGCAGACCGGUGCCGCUGGACGGAUCUGCAACUCGGUGAUGGUGGCCGAGCGCAAGUUCCCCCGUCGUGAGUUCUACUUUGCCGUGAUGAUGGAGCGUGCGUUCAACGGUCCCGUCCUGAUCGCGUCUUCGCAGGGUGGUGUCAACAUUGAGGAAGUGGCCGCCGAAAACCCGGACGCCAUUGUCUACGAACCCAUCGACAUCAAAGCCGGUCUGCAGAAGAACCAGGCCUUGGCCAUCGCCAAGAAGGUUGGUCUGGAAGACCACGCCGAAGAAACGGCCAAAAUGCUGCUCAACAUGUACGACCUGUUCGUCAAGAAGGAUGCCCUGCUGAUUGAGAUUAACCCGUACGCCGAGGACGCCGGAGAAACCUACUUCGCCCUGGACGCCAAGAUGCGCUUCGAUGACAACGCCGAGUUCCGGCAGAAGGAGCUGUUCGCCAAGCGCGAUCUCAGCCAGGAGGACAAGAAGGAGGUGGAGGCGUCCAAGUUCGACCUGAACUACAUCGCGCUGGAUGGGUCGAUCGGGUGCAUGGUGAACGGCGCCGGGCUGGCGAUGGCCACCAUGGACAUCAUCAAGCUGCACGGCGGCGAUCCGGCCAACUUCCUGGACGUGGGUGGCGGCGCCACGGUCAACGCGGUCCGCGAGGCGUUCAAAAUCAUCACCUCCGACCCGAAAGUGCACGCCAUUCUAGUCAACAUUUUCGGCGGUAUCAUGCGGUGCGACGUGAUCGCCGAGGGUAUCAUCCAGGCGACGCGCGAGCUAAACAUCAAGAUGCCCAUCAUCGUGCGUCUGCAGGGAACCAACGUGAACGAGGCCAAGGAGCUGAUCAAAAAGUCGAAGCUGCGCAUCCUGCCCAAGGACGAUCUGGACGAGGCCGCCAUGCUGUCGGUUCACCUGGCACAGAUUGUGCACCUGGCCCGCGAGGCCCAUCUGGACGUGAGCUUCGAGCUGCCCGAGAGCUACAUUCACUAAAUUUGUUCAUUUCUGGACACCGCAAACAAAUAACAAAUGUUCGGGUCGCUUCCGAAAUUCAUCAUCCUUAUUUCAUUAUUACGCUCCCCUUUCGAAUUAGUAGCGCUUCGGUUCAAAAGUAGUAAGCGAAAAGAAAUUUUUGUCAAAAACGCGCUGAAAAACUAGCAGAACAACCUUUGAAAACAGUUCAAUUCUAUCUCAAAUUUAGUUACGCGUACAUCCUAAUUUAUUUAAGACAGGCUAAGUGACGUUGAUUUGUUGAGUUCUUUAUAGCUAUUCGAGAUUACCCUUUUUAGUACGGACGCGUGGACAUUAAACAAACUAGCAAACUUAAACGAGCCUCACAAGCCCGAAAGCAAAUAUUAACGAAACUAACUAAGCAAAAUACACCACCACAAUCUUACAGAACUUGGACAUGAAUGUUUAAUCUAUUGCACCCUGCACAGACAAGCUUAAGCAACUGCACCGUAUAAAGAAGAAGCACAACAUCAAAAAAUGAUAAAGACAACAAGAGCACCGUAUCUUAUCCGUUUUAGCUAAUAACCCUUUCGCGAAACCAGUCACCGCCUAUUGGUCGACAGCAUACUCUGUAAGUCAAAACUCUACUAGCCAAUGCACUACCCUGCGCUAGGUAAAUUUUGUUUUUCUACUACAAUUGUGAGUGUGAGUGCAAUGAUUUAGUUUUUCGGUUUCCAAAUUAAACUGCUGUUUCUUCGAGUGAAAAAAAAUGCGAAAAGAAUUGCUAGCCUUAAAAUGCCCCGCUGUUGGAGGACGGAAAAAAUAAAGAACGAAAGAACAGGUUUACCCAAGGAACACAAUGGUGCGAUGAAUUGGACUUGCUAAUACUACACACAAACACACUAUCGUAACGAGCGCGCGUAUGUUUACACGUGUUUUUUAGAAUAUUUGUAUAUUUAUUUAAAACUGAGCCAAUGUCAUGUUGUUAUGGUAAGACGAAUAAAGUAAACCAAACAUUA
Molecule: messenger RNA, 2460 nt
Organism: Culex pipiens pallens (northern house mosquito)
Lineage: Eukaryota; Metazoa; Arthropoda; Insecta; Diptera; Culicidae
Gene: ScsbetaA
Product: succinate--CoA ligase [ADP-forming] subunit beta, mitochondrial
Exons: 8
Coding region: 143-1483 (446 amino acids)
Biological process (GO): tricarboxylic acid cycle; succinyl-CoA metabolic process
Cellular component (GO): mitochondrion; succinate-CoA ligase complex
Molecular function (GO): succinate-CoA ligase (ADP-forming) activity; metal ion binding; ATP binding
Source: RefSeq, a predicted model, not a curated record